AUGGCUUCGUUCCACAGUCCAGCAAAAGACGAGGAGUCAGACGACCUCGAAGACCUCAUCAGCGACACUGAAGCCAACCAUAAUGACUACGAUUUGAGUCCAGAAAAGCAUACCACAGAUCUGAAUGACUUUCCAAGUGUCUCUGUGCUCAGUGAUCGGACGAAAGCUCAGUCUGAGCCUCUGUCGCCUGGCAGAAACCGAAAGAGAUCAAGUGACGAGGCAUACCGGAGGUCACAGCCACCAAGCUUUAGCAUACCAAGUACUACCCCUCGCCAUCCGCCGCCCACGGUCUCCUUCCUCUCGCAGAUUUCGUCCGAGGGCAGGAAGCCAUCACAGAAUCUGUUUGGCACGCGGGAAGGUAGCAGCAAAUUACAGAGCGUUAUGACGCCCGACAGUCCUCCACAGUCUCUUGUACCAACGCUCGACUCAUCAGCUGAAUCCGAGCCCGAGGCAGUAGAAAUGGAGACUCGGACGCCAACGUUUGCAGAAGCUAUUGCCUCAGUCCAGACCACCCUCGAUGCCGAUUUCGAUGCAUAUGCAAAAGACUUGGAAGAAAGGGACUCAACGGGGGACUUGGAAGAUCUUGACUGGAACCAACUUGAGGAGCGGUACAUGAAUGAGCUUCGCCCAUUGACCCAGGCAGAGGAGUCUGUUCAUGCAGAGAUCGGAGACAGGAUGAAACAAUAUCUGCUUUGGACCCAGGUUUCGAGCGAGAAAGAGAGCGAGCGUGCCUUCAAGAGGUUACGAACACGAUCAGCCUUCGUGCAAAAUUCGGAACAGAACCUGGCCAAGAAACAACAGCACUGUGCUCAACGCCUUCGAGACCGCCAUGUCCCUGCUCCGAGCAUGAUCACGCAGAUUGCGCUCGCCUUCUUCGAAGCGGGCAUUUUCAUGCGGGAUAUUCUCGACGAGUUCUUGGACGUGUUGACAUCCUCAAUUUAG
This is a messenger RNA of Cyphellophora attinorum, 942 nucleotides long. RefSeq lists its product as uncharacterized. The record is from RefSeq and is a predicted model, not a curated record. The coding region runs from base 1 to 942 and encodes 313 amino acids. The transcript is spliced from 4 exons. NCBI's taxonomy places the organism in Eukaryota, Fungi, Ascomycota, Eurotiomycetes, Chaetothyriales, Cyphellophoraceae.